GGUGUAAUGUUGAAGGGUGUUCGUGAUGUUCUCUGUGAAACGUGUAGUCGACUCGGUUGGAAAACAGCAACAAAAGUUCAGUGUGAAGCGAUACCUCUAGCACUUGCGGGCAGGGAUGUGAUCGGUCUCGCUGAAACCGGAUCAGGUAAAACAGCGGCAUUCGCACUACCAAUAUUACAAGCAUUGCUUGAUUCUCCCCAAAAGCUAUUUGCAUUAGUGUUAACACCAACACGCGAGUUGGCCUUUCAAAUUGCCGAGCAAUUCGAUGCACUCGGCUCGUCAAUCGGACUUCUUGUUGGUCUGUUUGUGUUACAUUCACUUGCAUUCUCUUAUUCCUGA
Molecule: messenger RNA, 339 nt
Organism: Anisakis simplex (herring worm)
Lineage: Eukaryota; Metazoa; Nematoda; Chromadorea; Rhabditida; Anisakidae
Source: the annotation of a GenBank genome assembly